AUAUCGCAGAUGGCAAGAAGUUGUUGACUCCUCAACCUCGACUGAGAACAGGUUUCUUCUCGAUUCUUGAAUCCAGUAUGUUAACUUUGGAUACCAUGAGGGAAGCCUGCACGUCUGUUGGUGUUGCCAAGCAUGGACGACCGAUUGGGUUAGAUGAAAAGAUAAAGGUAGAUCUUAUUGUUAUUGGAUCAGUUGCUGUUGACCCAAGUACAGGGGCUCGAUUGGGAAAGGGAGAGGGAUUUGCAGAACUUGAAUACGGUAUGCUGAGGUACAUGGGAGCCAUCGAUGAUUCAACACCAGUUGUUACCUCAGUUCAUGACUGCCAAUUGGUGGACGACAUUCCAGUCGAAAAGCUACUAAUCCACGACGUACCAGUGGAUAUCAUUUGUACUCCAACACAGGUCAUUUUCACACACACGACUAUUCCAAAGCCUCAAGGGAUUUACUGGGACAAGUUGUCUCCUGAGAAGCUUGGACAAAUUCGUAUACUGAGGGAGCUCAAGAAGAGGAUUGAACAAGAGACUGGAAAGAAGCUUCCUACUGGCCCAUCAGAGAAAUUACCACCCACUGCUCAACGAAGUCGCAGGGGUUAGUUAUAUACAUGUAAGUUUUGAUGGAUUUAUGUAUAUAUUAGAGGUGUUUAGUGUUAAGUAAUGAGAAAACUGAAUAUUUAAUGUUAUAAUUGUUUACUUGUAUAUAUAACAUCGUUGUUUUAGCAAAAGCGGCUAUGUAAAGACCACUUCAUCGAAAUAAGCAUUUUCAAUCCAUCUGA
This is a messenger RNA of Vigna umbellata (rice bean), 772 nucleotides long. Lineage: Eukaryota; Viridiplantae; Streptophyta; Magnoliopsida; Fabales; Fabaceae. The record is from RefSeq and is a predicted model, not a curated record.